AUGACAGGGAUUGGUGGAGUGCCAGGAGAAAGAAGCAGUAAAGAUUCAGCAAGAGAAUUCAGAGAAGCCCUAGGAGAACUGAAAGGAUUCAGAGGAUGGGACAGGCGGGCAAGGCCAGCCACGUGUCCCGGGACGGGUGGGCGGGGCCUGCCAAAUGUCCUGGGAUGGGCAGGCGGGGCUUGCCCCAUGUCCCGGGAUGGGUGGGAGGGGCUCGCCACGAAUCCCAGGAUGGGCGGGCGAGGCCCGCCACGCAUCCCGGGACGGGCGGGUGGGGCCCGCCAUGUGUCCCGGGACGGGCGGGGCUCACCACGCGUUCUGGGACAGGCAGGCGGGGCUCGCCACGCAUCCCAGGAUGGGCGGGUGGGGUCCACCACACGUCCCAGGAAGUGUGAGCGGGGCCCGCCACACAUCCUGGGACGGGCGGGCAAGGCCUGCCACUUGUCCCGGGACGGGCGGGCGAGACCCGCUAUGUGUCCCAUGAUGGGGGGGCUAGGCCUGCCAUGUGUCCCUGUGAUGGGGGGGCUAGGCCCGCCACGUGUCCCAGGACGGGUUGGUGUGGCCCGCCAUGUGUCCUGGGAUGGGCGGGCUGUGCUCGCCACGUGUCCCGGGAUGGGUGGGCGGGGCCCGUCACACAUCCCGGGACAGGUGGCGGGGCUUGCCAUGCAUCACAGGACGGGUGGGCGGGGCACGCCAUGCAUCCCAGGAUGGGCGGGCAGGGACCGCCAUGUAUCCCGGGAUGGGCGGGUGGGGCUCGCCAUUUGUCCUGGGACGGGCAGGCGUAGCCCGCCACGCGUCCUGGGAUGGGCGGGCAGGGUGUACCAUGCGUCCCGGGACGGACAGGCGAGGCCUGCCACGCAUCCCAGGAUGGGCGGGCAAGGCCCGCCACACAUCUCGGGACAGGCAGGCGGGGCCCACCACGCAUCCCGUGAUGGGGAGGCGGGGCCCGCCAUGCAUCCAGGGAUGGGCGGCUGGAACCUACCACGCGUCCCGGGACGGGCGGCUGGGGCCCGCCACGCGUCCCAGGACGGGCGGGCCUGGCCCGCCAUGUAUUUCGGGACGGGCGGGCAUGGCUCGACACAUGUCCCGGGACAUUUGAGAUGGCCUUUGUCCAAAACGUAA
Molecule: messenger RNA, 1119 nt
Organism: Macrobrachium nipponense
Lineage: Eukaryota; Metazoa; Arthropoda; Malacostraca; Decapoda; Palaemonidae
Product: collagen, type I, alpha 1a-like
Exons: 1
Coding region: 1-1119 (372 amino acids)
Source: RefSeq, a predicted model, not a curated record